Messenger RNA from Lethenteron reissneri (Far Eastern brook lamprey), 1745 nucleotides. Its product is annotated as eukaryotic translation initiation factor 4 gamma-like. Gene Ontology annotation, cellular component: microtubule. Gene Ontology annotation, biological process: microtubule cytoskeleton organization. NCBI's taxonomy places the organism in Eukaryota, Metazoa, Chordata, Hyperoartia, Petromyzontiformes, Petromyzontidae. The record is from RefSeq and is a predicted model, not a curated record. Gene Ontology annotation, molecular function: microtubule binding; calmodulin binding.
ACUACGGCCUGGGAACCCCUCGCCCCCUCAUCCCCGGCCGCGCGAGCCAGGCGACACCGUAGGCUUCGGCCUACCCCCCCUCGGUCUCUUGUAGGCCGGGGUAGGUUCGGUUGAGUUUAAUCGUUGAGAUGUUGAACGUUUUUAGGAGCUCGAGCGAGAGAGAAAGGAAAAGUUGCAGCAGCCUGGCGAUGGUGGCAUCUACAUCUGCAGAACGUGAAGAACCAGUGGCAUCUACAUCUACAGAACGUGAAGAACCAGUGGCAUCUACAUCUACAGAACGUGAAGAACCAGUGGCAUCUACAUCUACAGAACGUGAAGAACCAGUGGCAUCUACAUCUGUAGAACGUGAAGAACCAGUGGCAUCUACAUCUACAGAACGUGAAGAACCAGUGGCACCUACAUCUGCAGAACGUGAAGAACCAGUGGCACCUACAUCUGUAGAACGUGAAGAACCAGUGGCAUCUACAUCUGCAGAACAUGAAGAACCAGUGGCACCUACAUCUACAGAACGUGAAGAACCAGUGGCAUCUACAUCUGUAGAACGUGAAGAACCAGUGGCACCUACAUCUACAGAACGUGAAGAACCAGUGGCAUCUACAUCUGCAGAACGUGAAGAACCAGUGGCAUCUACAUCUACAGAACGUGAAGAACCAGUGGCAUCUACAUCUACAGAACGUGAAGAACCAAUGGCAUCUACAUCUACAGAACGUGAAGAAAGUGUGGCAUCUACAUCUGUAGAACGUGAAGAACCAAUGGCAUCUACAUCUACAGAACGUGAAGAACCAGUGGCACCUACAUCUGCAGAACGUGAAGAACCAGUGGCACCUACAUCUGUAGAACGUGAAGAACCAGUGGCAUCUACAUCUACAGAACGUGAAGAACCAGUGGCACCUACAUCUACAGAACGUGAAGAACCAGUGGCAUCUACAUCUGUAGAACGUGAAGAACCAGUGGCACCUACAUCUACAGAACGUGAAGAACCAGUGGCAUCUACAUCUACAGAACGUGAAGAACCAGUGGCAUCUACAUCUACAGAACGUGAAGAACCAGUGGCACCUACAUCUACAGAACGUGAAGAACCAGUGGCAUCUACAUCUGUAGAACGUGAAGAACCAGUGGCACCUACAUCUACAGAACGUGAAGAACCAGUGGCAUCUACAUCUACAGAACGUGAAGAACCAGUGGCAUCUACAUCUGUAGAACGUGAAGGACCAGUGGCAUCUACAUCUACAGAAUGUGAAGAACCAGUGGCAUCUACAGAACGUGAAAAACCAGUGGCAUCUACAUCUGCAGAACGUGAAGAACCAGUGGGCAUCUACAUCUGCAGAACGUGAAGAACCAGUGGCACCUACAUCUACAGAACGUGAAGAACCAGUGUCAUCUACAUCUGUAGAACGUGAAGAACCAGUGGCAUCUACAUCUACAGAACGUGAAGAACCAGUGGCACCUACAUCUGUAGAACGUGAAGAACCAGUGGCACCUACAUCUACAGAACGUGAAGAACCAGUGGCAUCUACAUUUGCAGAACGUGAAGAACCAGUGGCAUCUACAUCUGUAGAACGUGAAGAACCAGUGGCACCUACAUCUACAGAACGUGAAGAACCAGUGGCAUCUACAUCUGCAGAACGUGAAGAACCAGUGGCAUCUACAUCUGUAGAACGUGAAGGACCAGCGGCAUCUACAUCUACAGAAUGUGAAGAACCAGUGGCACCUACAUCUACAGAACGUGAAGAACCAGUGGCAUC